Molecule: messenger RNA, 1557 nt
Organism: Nicotiana attenuata
Lineage: Eukaryota; Viridiplantae; Streptophyta; Magnoliopsida; Solanales; Solanaceae
Product: GDSL esterase/lipase At5g08460-like
Exons: 5
Coding region: 73-1278 (401 amino acids)
Molecular function (GO): hydrolase activity, acting on ester bonds
Source: RefSeq, a predicted model, not a curated record
CGUUUAUAAUAGUAGCAGUUAGUUAUAUACUGCUUUUCUUCUUCUUUCUCUUACUCUUUCUCUGUUUCUACAAUGGAUUUCUCUGCAAUCAAGAUUCUGUUCAUCUUCAUCUUCAUUUCUUUCAUAUACCCAAAAACCUUAGCUCUCAUUUACCCUCAAGAUCUCAUAACCCAUGAUUCUGUUUUUGAUUUUUCACCAUUUUCGCCAUCUUUUUCGAUAUCUCCACCUCCGAUUUUUCCUCCUACUACAGAACCUCUUGUUCCUGCUCUGUUCGUAAUUGGUGAUUCGUCAGUUGAUUGUGGUACCAACAAUUUUCUUGGAACUUUUGCUCGUGCGGAUAGGCUUCCUUAUGGACGUGAUUUUGAUACUCAUCAACCUACUGGACGUUUCUGCAAUGGAAGAAUCCCUGUCGAUUAUCUUGCUGCGCGUCUUGGGUUACCAUUUGUGCCAAGUUAUCUAGGGCAGGCUGGUUCAAUUGAAGACAUGAUUCUUGGUGUUAAUUAUGCUUCUGCUGGUGCUGGCAUUAUUUUCUCAAGUGGCUCUGAAUUGGGUCAGCAUAUCUCACUUGCACAGCAAAUAGAGCAGGUUACUGACACUAUUCAGCAAUUUAUAAUGACUAUUGGUGAAGAAGCAACAGCUGAUCUGAUAUCAACUUCUGUGUUCUACAUUUCGAUUGGAACCAACGAUUACAUUCAUUACUAUCUCCGCAAUGUAUCUGAUGUUCAAUCUGUUUUCUUACCCUGGAGUUUCAACCAGUUUUUGGCACAGACAAUGAAACAAGAGAUUAAGAACUUGUACAAUGCAAAUGUCAGAAAGGUGGUUGUAAUGGGACUGGCUCCAAUAGGCUGUGCUCCUUAUUAUCUUUGGCUAUACCAUAGCAAGAAUGGACAGUGUAUAGAAUCCAUAAACGACAUGAUACUGGAGUUCAACUUUGCUGUUAGAUAUAUCGUCGCUGAACUCAAUGAGGAGCUUGUUGGUGCCACUGUCAUCUUCUGUGACGCGUUUGAAGGUUCAAUGGACAUCAUUCAGAAUCACGAUCGUUAUGGUUUCAAUGUUACAGAUGAGGCUUGCUGUGGUUUAGGCAAAUACAAAGGCUGGAUCUUGUGCAUUUCCCCUGAAAUGGCAUGCAGUAACGCCUCGAACCAUAUCUGGUGGGAUCAAUUUCAUCCGACUGAUGCUGUUAACGCGAUCCUUGCUGACAAUGUAUGGUCCGGCUUACACACACCUAUGUGCUACCCAAUGAACUUACAGGACAUGUUAGCUCAAAGCACCAGAUAAUUGGACCAAGACACAUUCUCAUUCUAUGCAUAUUAGCAUUGUCAUUUCUGAAUAUAUGAUCACUGUAUAGUUGAUAUAGCAUUCUUUUUGUGUUCUAUUUUUGCGAUUAUAACGCGGAGAGCCUUGUAAAUUUCAGUAUUCCUUUCCAGCUACAGCACAAAAACUAGGAAAUGUAGCUGUGAUAUGUCUGCAAUGACAAAACUCAUUAUGUCAGUACAUUCAAGUCAUUCACUACAAGUGUAGUAUACUUCAGCUUGAGAAAUUUCUCAACUUACCUGA